Sabethes cyaneus is the source of this 720-nucleotide messenger RNA. It is a transcript of the gene mad2, whose product is annotated as mitotic spindle assembly checkpoint protein MAD2A. Bases 95 to 718 code for a protein of 207 amino acids. The record is from RefSeq and is a predicted model, not a curated record. Gene Ontology annotation, cellular component: cytoplasm; nucleoplasm; kinetochore. Gene Ontology annotation, biological process: mitotic spindle assembly checkpoint signaling. The transcript has 2 exons. Lineage: Eukaryota; Metazoa; Arthropoda; Insecta; Diptera; Culicidae.
UUGAAAGAAUAGUGUUCGCAAAUUUUAGAAAAUAUCCAAUUUAGAAACGUUUUUAAGCAUAUUAUUUAAAUAAAAGUCUUAGGUUUAACAAAAAAUGGCAACUUCUACACAAAACGCAAUCACCCUGAAAGGUUCAGCUGCCAUCGUUGCCGAGUAUUUGAACUACGGCAUACACUCGAUCCUCUUCCAGCGGGGUAUAUACCCGCCGGAGCAGUUCACCAGUGUGCAGCAGUACGGCUUAACCAUUCUCAUGUCGACCGACGACAAAAUCAUCGCCUUCCUGCAGAACGUUCUCGGCCAGGCCCAGGAAUGGUUGGCCCGCAAUGAGGUCGAAAAAAUCACCAUGGUCAUUACGAACGUGCACACCAAGGAGGUCCUGGAGCAGUGGGAUUUCAAGGUGCACUGCGAACCGUGCGCGCCGGACGGUACAAAGAUCGAUCCGGUCAAUCCGACCGCCUCGAAGGAGCUGAAAAAGAUCCAGGCCGAAAUCCGCGAUGUGCUGCGUCAGAUUGCGGCCACCAUCAGCUAUCUGCCCCUGCUGGAGGCGAUCUGUACCUUCGACGUGCUGAUUCAUACGGUGAAAAACUGCGAGAUACCGGACAAGUGGAACGAAACCGACGAAGUGCACAUUCAGAAUGCGCAGUCGGUUCAGCUGAAAUCGUUCUCCACCGGACUGCAGAAGGUCGAUACGAUCGUUAACUACCGGCUGAUGGACUGAGG